Artibeus jamaicensis (Jamaican fruit-eating bat) is the source of this 1885-nucleotide messenger RNA. RefSeq names its product DEAD-box helicase 56 (gene DDX56). Gene Ontology annotation, molecular function: nucleic acid binding; RNA helicase activity; ATP binding. The coding region runs from base 28 to 1686 and encodes 552 amino acids. The transcript has 14 exons. Lineage: Eukaryota; Metazoa; Chordata; Mammalia; Chiroptera; Phyllostomidae. The record is from RefSeq and is a predicted model, not a curated record. Gene Ontology annotation, cellular component: nucleolus.
GCAAGCUUUUCGUGUUGCGCAUGCGCGAUGUCACUAAGGAGCUCCAGCAUGGCCGACUCUGAGCAUCUAGGCUUUGAACACAUGGGUCUUGACCCGCGGCUGCUGCAGGCCGUCACCGACCUGGGCUGGUCACGGCCCACACUGAUCCAGGAAAAGGCCAUCCCGCUGGCCCUGGAGGGGAAGGACCUCCUGGCUCGGGCCCGCACUGGCUCUGGGAAGACGGCUGCCUAUGCCAUUCCGAUGCUGCAGCUGCUGCUCCACAGGAAGGCGUCGGGCCCCGCAGUGGAGCAGGCUGUGCGCGGCCUUGUCCUCGUGCCUACCAAGGAACUGGCUCGGCAGGCCCAGUCCAUGAUUCAGCAGCUGGCUGCCUACUGUGCCCGAGACAUCCGGGUGGCCAAUGUCUCAGCCACAGAAGACUCAGCCUCUCAAAGAGCUGUGCUGAUGGAGAAGCCCGACAUAGUGGUGGGGACCCCUUCUCGCAUAGUAAACCAUGUGCAACAAGGUAGCUUGAAGCUGCAGGACUCCCUAGAGCUGCUGGUGAUGGAUGAGGCUGAUCUUCUUUUCUCCUUUGGCUUCGAGGAAGAGCUCAAGAGUCUUCUCUGUCACUUGCCCCGGAUUUAUCAGGCUUUUCUGAUGUCAGCUACUUUUAAUGAAGAUGUACAGACACUCAAGGAGCUGGUGCUGCAUAACCCGGUCACUCUCAAGUUGCAAGAGUCCCAGCUGCCAGGGCCAGAGCAGUUACAGCAGUUUCAGGUGGUCUGUGACACAGAGGAAGACAAAUUUUUGUUGCUGUAUGCCCUGCUCAAGCUCUCGUUGAUUCGGGGCAAGUCCCUGCUCUUCGUGAACACUCUGGAGCGGAGUUACCGGCUGCGCCUGUUCCUGGAGCAGUUCAGCAUCCCUGCCUGCGUGCUCAAUGGGGAGCUCCCCCUGCGCUCUAGGUGCCACAUCAUCUCACAGUUCAACCAAGGCUUCUACGACUGUGUCAUAGCAACUGAUGCUGAAGUCCUCGGGGCCCCAGUCAAAGGCAAGCGUCGGGGCACAGGGCCCAAGGGGGACAGGGCCUCUGACCCAGAAGCAGGUGUGGCUCGAGGUAUAGACUUCCACCACGUGUCUGCUGUGCUCAACUUUGACCUCCCCCCCAGCCCUGAGGCCUACAUCCACCGUGCUGGCAGAACGGCGCGUGCCAAUAACCCAGGUGUAGUCUUGACCUUCGUGCUGCUGACAGAGCAGUCCCAGCUGGGCAAGAUUGAGGAGCUUCUCGGUGGAGAGACUGGGGCCCCUGCUCUGCUCCCCUACCAGUUCCGCAUGGAGGAGAUCGAGGGCUUCCGCUACCGCUGCAGGGACGCCAUGCGCUCCGUGACUAAGCAGGCCAUCCGAGAGGCGAGGCUGAAGGAGAUCAAGGAAGAGCUUCUGCACUCGGAGAAGCUGAAGACGUACUUUGAAGACAACCCCAGGGAUCUCCAGCUGCUGCGGCAUGACCUGCCCUUGCACCCCGCUGUGGUGAAGCCUCACCUGGGCCACGUCCCUGACUACCUGGUCCCUCCUGCUCUUCGUGGCCUGGUUCGCCCUCACAAGAAGCGGAAGAAGGUGUCCUCUAAGAAGGUCAAGAAGGCAAAGGCCCAGAACCCACUGCGCAGCUUUAGGCACAGAGGAGAGAAGCACAGACCCACGAUGGGGCCCUCCUGAGUCUGUCCAGGCAGUCUGUGUGUCUUCCGGGGCUCCCAGGGCCAAGCAUGGUGGGAAGUGGACAUUCCCUUGGACAGACUGGAUUCCUGCCCUGGAGGGACACCCUGGGUCCUGGGCAGGCGGACUGUGGCCUCUAGGCCCGUGGCACUGCCAGGCCAGCGUUUGUGCCUUACAGACAAUAAAGGUUCUUGCUGCCUUG